CUGGGAUAAAAUAUAGAAAAAAUGCUUACUUCUGGAUAUUUUUUUAGAAAUCGUAACAAUCUGAUGUUUUUCUUCUAUUACAAUCAAACUUACUCAUUGUGCGACGAAUACAAGUAACAUAAUACCAUACUUUUUGAGGCAAACGUGAUUGAUUUACCUUUGGAAAGAAACGUAGAUAAAGCUGCACUAAAUAAAAUAAAUUUUUAUCAAGUGAUCUCUCACUUCAUCCUUGUAUUCGGUUUUUGAUCAUAAGCUAAUCAGUCAUGUUGUGGAGUAUACUAUCUUCAUUUCACCAUAAUCGGUUUCAUUGCAAUUUUGUCCAAACUUUAUGUCAUCAACAUCAUUUACUUGGGAUUAGAGUAAUGCCAAGUUGUUCACGCUUAAGAAUGAGAAGUUUAUCGAAUGGAUCAAAUAUCUCUAGUAUUGAUGAGAAACCGGAAGCUCCAGAAGCAGAUUUCGUGCACCGACAUAUUGGUCCAUCUAAGAAAGAUAUCAAUCACAUGCUCCAAUUUUGUGGUUUUGAUAGAAUGGAAGAUUUUAUAUACAAAGUAAUACCAGAUAGUAUAUUAUUACAAAGGGAUUUGAAAUUAGAAAAUGAAACAAGUGAAGCAGAACUCAUCAGGCGUUUAAAGUUGCUCAUGAGCAAGAAUGAAGUUUGGCGUUCUUAUAUUGGGCAAGGAUAUUAUGGUACUAUAACACCAUCUACUAUACAACGUAAUAUAUUUGAAAAUCCCGGUUGGUACACUUCGUACACACCAUACCAACCUGAAAUAAGCCAAGGUCGUUUAGAAUCACUAUUUAAUUAUCAGACAAUGAUAUCAGACUUAACAGGUUUGGGGAGAGCAAAUGCAUCUCUGUUGGAUGAAGGUACAGCAUCUGCAGAAGCAAUGUGUCUGGCAGUCAGAUAUACAAACAAAAAAAGGUUUCUCCUCGAUAAGAGAUGCCAUCCACAAACUAUGCAUGUCGUCGCAUCAAGAGCAAAGAACCUUAAUAUUGAACUUGAAGUUGUUUCCAUAGACAAUGUAGAUCACGUAAAAGAAAUUAUUAGUACUGGACAGUUCUCUGGAUAUCUACUACAGUAUCCAGAUACAGAAGGUAAUAUUUGGGAUGAGAAAAUACAUGCAGUUGCUAAACUAACGAAAUUAAAUAAGAUGCUUCUCAUCACAGCAACCGACUUGUUGGCUCUUACACUUAUUGAAUCACCUGGUAGUCUAGGUGCUGAUAUAGCUGUUGGAUCUUCACAACGUUUCGGAAUACCAAUGGGUUUUGGAGGACCCCAUGCAGCAUUUAUUUCGUCAAAUGAAGCACUUACCAGAUUAUUACCAGGAAGAAUAGUCGGUCUUUCUAAGGACGCGAUGAACCAACCUGCGUAUCGACUUGCCUUACAAACGCGGGAACAACAUAUUCGUAGAGAUAAAGCCACAAGUAACAUCUGCACAGCUCAAGCAUUACUUGCUAAUAUGGCUGCUUUCUAUGCUGUUUAUCAUGGUCCUGAAGGAUUAAAACAAAUAGCUUCGCGUAUCCACAGAAAUACUUUACGUUUAGUGUCAGCUCUAGAAAAUGCUGGCUAUAAGAUUGCCAAUCAAACUGCAGUAUUUGAUACAAUCAAAGUAUUACCAAUUUCUAAACAAAAUUGUCUUCAGUCUAUUCAAAGAAAAGCGUUCGAAAAACGAGUGAAUCUCUUAUACUAUCCAGACGGUGGGGCAGUUGGUUUAUCAAUAGAUGAAACUCUAACUGGUGAAGAUUUUAAUGACCUAAUGUACAUUUUCGGAGCAACUCGGGUGAAGCCUCAGGAACAUUCAAUUUUCGCUAUUAACACAUAUCCUAAUUUGAUGCGUAAAAAUAGCUAUUUAACACAUCCUGUAUUCAAUUCAUUUCAUUCGGAGACUGAAUUAUUACGAUACAUGAAAAAACUAGAGAAUAAAGAUAUUUCUUUAGCACAUUCUAUGAUACCAUUAGGCUCUUGCACUAUGAAAUUAAAUGGUACUACUGAACUACUUGCUUGCUCAUGGGAUAAUGUCAACAAAUUGCAUCCUUUCGUACCGAAAAACCAAGUUACUGGUUAUUUGGAAUUGAUUGCACAACUGGAGAAUGAUAUCAAAGAGAUAACUGGCUAUGAUUAUGUUUCUCUUGCACCAAAUAGUGGAGCACAGGGUGAGUACGCUGGAUUAAAAGCUAUCAAAGGAUAUUUGGAUAGAAAAGGUGAACAUAAACGUACAAUCUGUUUAAUCCCUACCUCAGCACAUGGGACGAAUCCUGCUAGUGCUCAAAUGGCUGGAAUGACUGUUAAACACGUGAAAACUACAUCGACUGGUAGUCUAGACAUGAACCAUCUAGAAGAACAAACUUCUCUAUAUAAAGAUCAUUUAGCAGCCAUUAUGAUCACCUAUCCAAGUACAUUUGGUGUAUUUGAUAGUAAUGUUCAAAAAGUGUGUGAAAUCAUUCACGAAGCUGGUGGACAGGUUUUUAUGGAUGGUGCCAAUUUGAAUGCACAGGUUGGUUUAUGUCGCCCUGCUGAUAUUGGUUCAGAUGUUUCGCACAUAAAUUUACACAAAACAUUCAGUAUUCCACACGGUGGAGGUGGACCUGGUUGUGGCCCUGUUUGUGUCAAGUCGCACUUAGCACCAUUUCUUCCCCAGCAUUAUUUAUACGAUUAUACUUGUGUGAGUCGUUCUGGUCACAAAAUGAACACUGAAAAUAAAUCUUCUGAUCAUUACGCAAUUUGUUCGGCCCCAUUCGGUUCUGCAAGCUUAUUACCAAUAUCAUGGGCGUAUAUGAGGUUGUUAGGCCCGAAAGGUUUGAAGAGAGCAAGUCAGACGGCUUUGUUAAACGCUAAUUAUAUGCUCAAGCGUCUCCGAGACUAUUAUAAUAUACGCUAUGUAAACAGCGCGGGGAUGUGUGCACAUGAAUUUAUAAUAGAUUGUUCACAAUUCUCUAAACAGAAUAUUGACGUGAUUGAUAUUGCAAAACGAUUAAUGGAUUAUGGUUUCCACAGCCCAACUAUGUCAUGGCCUGUGACAUCAAGCCUAAUGAUUGAACCCACAGAGAGUGAAUCUAAAGCUGAGUGCGACCGUCUGUGUGAAGCACUCAUUUCGAUCAGAGGAGAGAUUGACAAGGUGAUCAAAGGAGAGUGGGAUAUCGAAUGUAAUCCAUUAAAAAUGGCUCCACAUACUAUGGAAGUAAGUAUUCAAAAUAUCUAUUCGCCUAAUUUUAAACUUACUAUCGUGACAAACCUUUAAAAUCCACCCCAAUGCACUAGCUCGUAGCUAUCCAGAAUCAGUAGCUAAGUGGAUAACGCGAUGACGUUUGGAGAGAACGGUACCGGGUCCGAGUCUUGAAGUAAAUAUCGACUGUGGGAUGCAGGUAAAUCCAGCUGAGUCUCAGACAGGAUGAAUCGCGCGUCCAGGGUUCCACUGCUACUCACCAUCCAUCUCUGCCCGAAUUAUUGUGUUUAGAACUUCUAAAGCUAGUCCCUUGUGUUCACUUUCAGGCGACUUCACAUUAGUGGUUGCAGGAAAUGAUACGUUAGGUAAUAGCUACCCUAUAACUUCUGGUUGUAAAAAUGAUAUAAACUUAUUAGAAACUUUUUAGGACAGGAUCAGUCUGUAGUUAUCAAGUAUUGGCUUGAUUCGUUUAGAAUGCACAGAUUUCGUCUAUGGGUUCGCCAGAAAUCAAAGGUUGUAAACUGUAGAUGACAUGGGUCGUUAUCAACAAAUUCAAAAUUCCAAACAUUUCCAUCCCCUUUUUCGACCCAUUUUCUGGUUUUGAGGUUGAGAAAUGACGCAACCUAUGCAAUCUUUUGCUCAAUAGUAUUCAUCAAGAUGAGUUGGAGAUUAAUUCAGGAUCCGUUCUAGAAUAAUAUAUAAUUGUAUUUAUCAGCAUUUCAUGUAAAUACUUAUUCGUACAUCGAAAGUUGGCAUGGAGAUUACAGAUAGAAAGAUCAAGGUUUUAAGUUAUGAAAUAUGCUCCUGUAAAAAUUUAUAUGAACACCAACUACAAACAAAAGCUUGUGUAUGAUACAAGUAGCUUAUUCUGCUAGGAAGGGCCGAAAUUUAUAGUAUCACUUAAUUCUCCUAAAACACUCCUGCAAUAAAGGAUGAAAAUAGUUUAGAAAUACAUAUCGUGUAGCACUUUUUAUCCAAGUCCGAGUUCAUAGGUCAGUGCCUGGAUGCGGUUUUUUCAAUAAUUCAUUCAUGCACUAUUAUCUAUUUCAGACAGUAAUGGAUUCGAAGUGGGACAGGCCAUAUACACGCCAAGUGGCAGCAUUUCCAGCCCCAUGGCAAAAUAUGAAAGAUGAAUCAGUAAGUAAACGUUCAAAAUUGUGGCCGACUGUGAGUCGGCUAGAUGAUGUACACGGUGAUCAACACUUGAUAUGUACGUGCUCUUCACUUCUGGAAAGUGAAACCAACUCCAAACUCUAAUCUGGAAUUAGCAUUAAACUUUUAGUGAGGAAACUUCAAGAUAGUUCGUCAUGAAAAUAUCUAUUUUUUAAAACCAAUCGAAUUUAAAUCAGGGAUUUAUUAUUUUUUAAUAGUUGGUUUUUUGUGUAGACAAAUUUGUAGCUGAAAAAUAAAAUAUUCCUGCUUAAAAAUU
Messenger RNA from Schistosoma spindalis, 4593 nucleotides. NCBI's taxonomy places the organism in Eukaryota, Metazoa, Platyhelminthes, Trematoda, Strigeidida, Schistosomatidae. The record is from the annotation of a GenBank genome assembly.